UAUCUUGCUGUUUAAGGAUAGAGGGAGCGCAUCGCCCAGUUUGAUCCAAGCACCGGUAGGAAAGAGAGGAGCUGUAAAUUUUGGAUCCUUCGGCGUGUGCUUCUCCAUUCCCAGAGCAGCCAUGGCUGGGCACCGAGGAGCUGUCUGAUGGAUCCCAGGCCACACUGAUGCCAUUCUGCCAGAAGAGAAAUGGGGAAAAGAUACUUCUGUGAUUACUGUGACAGGUCCUUUCAGGAUAACCUUCACAACAGGAAGAAACACCUCAACGGAGUGCAGCAUCUCAGGGCUAAGCGAGUCUGGUAUGACUUGUUCCGAGAUGCUGCUUCUAUUCUGCAAGAGGAGCAGAGCAAGAAACCUUGCCGGAAGUUCCUGCAAACAGGACAGUGUGAUUUUGGGUCCAACUGCAGGUUCUCCCACAUGACGGAGCAGGACCUGGAGAAGCUGAGUGCCCAGGUGCAAGGGGAGCAGAGAUCGAAGGAGCUGCGGCAGGAAGGAGCAGAUGUCCCGCCUGGCACCAUCGAGGACUGGCUGGAGAAGAGAGCAAAGAGACUGAGCGCGGCUCAGAAUAGCAGGUAGCGUUGGCUGGGGAGCGUCCUGCGGAGGGUUGUCUGCCACUUCUGCUAGCCCACGCAACGGGGAUCUCGCAAGAGGGGAGUGAGUGGGACAGGAGAAGGGGGCCGGUGAUCAUAGCCUGCUCUCCACCUUGGUGGGACCUCACGAGCUAUCAUUAACACUCCGCCUGCCAAAGCGUUGCACCUGCUCUUGGCACACGCCGCAGACGCGCAUACAAAUCCAGUCCUGACGCACGCAUCAGAGAUGCAUGCACGUGUCGCCCCAUGUGCAGGGGUGAGGAGCUGGGCCUUGCUGCCUGCGACUGCUUCCCGAGGGAACGCAGGCAGAGGUACUCCGGUGCUCUUUGGAGAGCGCUCAGAGAUGCCUGAAAGGACAGGGCCAAGGUGAUGCUGAGUUAUUAAUGCCCUGCUUUCAGUGAUGGGAGCCUGGUCUCAUCUGUUGACAGCUUCCCCAUCCUCUGCGUGCCCUGUCUGCACGUCUCUGCCAGUCCCGGCUUUCUCCUUUGCCAGCGAGAGGGUGGAAUUAGCUCUUCCUCGUGGCAUUCGGACGCCUGCCGGUGCCUGCUGUUUUCUUGCUCACCUGACUGUGCCGCAGGCUUAAUUGGAUGACAUUUGGGCAGGUGCCAAAUCUCUCUUUUGUUCUCUUUCUGUUCGCUCCUGUCCUCUCCCUGUUUGGUCUGGGCAGGAUCUUCCUUCUGGUGCCUGUCUGGGCUUGUUGCUUUCUGUUUGCUCCAUCAAUCAGCUUGGCUGCUCUUAGCCCUGCAGGAACGAGCGCUUACUGGCUUACUGACAGCCGUCACCUUCUACCCCCCAUACCCUUCACUCGCCCCGUUCUGUUUGUCCUGCCCUUGGAGAUUCCCUUGGAGAGCAUCUCUGUACCUGGCAGAAUUGCCAGUCCUUCAUAACUGGUCUCUGCUGCCUCCAUCCCCUCACAGGCAGGCCCAAGACCUGGGAUUUCUAGGGCUUUUGCUUUUUACCCGACUUUUCAGCCCAUGUAGGCAUUACUGCAGCACCUGCUACAGGAACUAACCACCAGCUAGUCAAAGGCAACUCUUCCUGUGUGUGGCCUCACCAGUGUCUGUCCCUAUCUGCUCUCUUCUUCUCUCCUGGUGCUCUCCAGCGCCAGUGUUGCCCUUCAGAGCAAAUAUGCAUUUAGCUUUGGCUGCCAAAGAGCUGACUUUGCAUUGCCAGGAAAGAGGGCGGUUUUACAGGGCUCUCUGUGCUUCUAGUGCACGUGGCAGGAGGUCAGUGUUCCUUCUGGAGAUACUUUUAAGGACAGGUAGCUCCUUCCCUUGCACAAUCCUUGAGGUCACUGAAAUGUGGCGGAUCUCUGGCAGGAUCUAACAGUGCUUUGAGGAGCAUGUGGCUUUGGAAGAUAACCUGCUCAGGUGCUACCUUACCUGGCUGGUAGCCUCAGUAAAGCCCGCUAGCCUGCACAAAACAGGAGAAAAACGCUCUCGGGAGCAGUCAGCUCCAGAAGAAGAUGAAGAGAUGCUAGAGACCCAGUUCUAUCUUCUCUGACAGCACCUAAUGGGAAGGAUUCAAACUAGGAUGGAAAAGGUCUUGGAAGCAAGGUGUGCCCAAAGUAUGGUGGGGAAGCUGUUGCUGUUAAUAAGCCUCAGCCUGUGAGCAGAGCUGAGUUUCUGUCCCUGCUUUGCUGGGGGUUUUCCAUCCCGAGAUCUGGCAGGCAGUCAUAGGUGGAAGUUACUGCCUCUGCGCGGCUCCAAGUACACCGCAGCGCAAACUGGAACGCCGCAAUGGGCUAGAAGUGGGCACGUGGCCAGGUGCUGCCGUGGCUGAAGGGUAGCGGUUUCUUAAAGGUGCUAACUUUUACGCCGUUUGCUGACUGUCGCAUGAAUUAGCCCUGUGGAUGGAAAAUUGCCAUGCUGCCUUCCUGCCAUAGCUUGUGCAGCCGUUCCUCCAGCCCGGCUGGCUCAAAGGGGCGAUCUUCGUCUGGAAGGCUCCACCUGCUCCUUGUUUUGUAGGCUGUGCAGUGCCAUUGCUUUCUGGAGAGCUGGCGUGGAGUUGGACGGAGUUAGUGGAGCUCUGCCAGGGUGCGAUUGAUUUUUUUUUUUUUUUUUUCU
This is a messenger RNA of Struthio camelus australis, 2656 nucleotides long. The record is from RefSeq and is a predicted model, not a curated record. Lineage: Eukaryota; Metazoa; Chordata; Aves; Struthioniformes; Struthionidae.